UUCUCUGUCACGUCUCGUUGUUCGAUAUAGCAUUCGAUUUCCAUUAUUUUCCAUGAGAAAGCGAAAAAAGUAUGUCAAAAUCCAAAGUGAAUCAGCAGGGGCUUCCCUACUCCUUCUCCUGCGCCACUCCCGGCGCCAGUCGGCUGCGGGCGAUCUGGAGCAAGAAACAGGCGACCAGCAACAGCUAUUUCAACAGGUACGCACAUCCGCUCUGCCCCAAUCAUUAUGCCGCCAAUCCACUGGACAAGCCCUAUUAUAACGAGUAUUUGUGGAAGUCAUGCAAGAAGCGCAGGAGCAGUGCGUUGCGCAGCAAGAACCGCGUGGAUGUGGAGGCCGAUUCCAUAGGCGUUGCCGUGGGCAUGGUCUGCUCCGAGUCGCAGAUUGCAGGACCCCGGAGCUUAAAGGGCAGCCAGCACGACGAGAUCAAUUCGUGCAACUUUGCCACGUACCUGAAGGCCUUCGCCCUGGUGUACGUCCUGCCGGAAGUGGAAUGGACGGCGGAUAAGAUUGACAUGCUGCUGCAGGAGGGCGUUGAUCUGUUAGAGGCCAGCUCCGAGGGGAGUGAGGCGACUGCCGAGCGGAAGGAGGACGGCAUGAACCCGCCACUUCUCCGGCCGCAGAUCUACACGGAUGCUGAGAAUCGCAUCAAGCGCAAUUUCAGCCUGGAGGGUCACACCUUUACCCUGGCCCUAGAGUCGCGCUAUCUGGGCGAUCCGAGGCAGCCCAUGGAAACGCAGCUGCCCCACACUAUCGAGAACCUGCGCGACGUGCUGCAAACCUUCUUCCGCACUAGCCACUACUGCCUGCUGCUGACAAAGAUGGGUCACCUGCUCAUCUGGAAGCGGCGCAACGUGUUCUUCGUGCUGGAUGUGCAGGGCAGACGCAAGAACGAUCUGGUCAGCGACAAGGCGACAGGCGUGGCCAUGCUCGUCUGCCUGCACACCAUCGACAAUGUUUACUAUCUGGUUAGCCAGCUCAGCGGCAUCUCGCCAGAGGAUGAGUUCACGAUACGGGAGCUCGUAGUUGUCCGCCUGGUGACGCCCGACGGCACCCUCUAUCUGAGGGACACUGUCCAGCGGGACAUGGAGUUUGAGGUGAUCAACAGCAACUACGCCUAUCUGAAGGGGAAUCUCCACUUGUCCCUCAACACGGCCGAUCCUCUCCGCAGUCGCAGCAGCAUAAUGGUGGCGGUGGGCGCCAUUAUGGCCUCCAAAAUCGACCAUCCGGCCACCUGGAACCACACCAUGUUCGAUCGCCUCAUCUGCUACGGCGUCGAGCUCUGUCGUAGCUGCUGGGGCGACCGUCUAGAGGAGCAGCGGCCCAUCAACUUGGACGAGUUUCCCACACAGCUGCGUCUGGGCCAGUUUGUGGUGGAGCUGGAGCUGCUGCCCAAUGUCCGGGCGGGCAACUGGCGGAGCGUGCUGCGAGUCGUGGGGACAGAAUUUGACCAUCACGUCCGCGAGACCCUGAAGGAGUUCGGCAAUGCCAUCUUUCAGAUCAACAGCCAAAUGUACGCCGUGUGGACCAAAGGCGACUUCUACUACCUGCUCGAUGCGUACCGCCACACGAUUGCCGACACGGCCGUGGAGAAGGACAAGGGAGCCUGGUCCACGGUGCGCAUGUUCCGCGAUCCCCUCACCAUGAUCAGUGUGUUCCACCAGCUGCUGAAGGAGUCCAACCGGCCGUCGCCCUACCACCUUCAUGCGGUGCGCAUCAAGAACUUGGCCGAAUGCCCCAAGGGCUAUGCCCUGGCCCCCCUGCCCGAUGACGACGACACGGAGGUGCAGUCUAUUAACGAGACGAUCCUGUUUAACCAGCUCGCCACCAGCUCCGGUCACGUGCUGGCCGCGUUGAGUGACUACGAGGAGGACCUAUGCAGCCACACCGAGGACAACAGCGACAUCGAGAACUUCGAGCUGCUGGACAACAUCGACGACGAUGAACCAGAUUUCGACUGCGGUGAAGAGUGCGAAGAUGAAGAGAGCGAAGGUGACGAGGAUACGCAGGCCCGUGACGUAGGCCACAAGAAAAAGCCCAAAAAGGAGCAAAAUGAGCUCAAAAUGUCAAAAUCAGUAUCAUUUAUCGCAGUCCCGAAAAGCCAGCAGAAGGGGGGAGACCGGGAGAACUCGCGUUUAGCUUCUGGACAAACUCAGACCUUCUCUGCACCGAAGGCCAAGCCAGACAGUGAUGCGACGGACCAGCGCCUAUCUUCAGGAGAAUGCCCGCACUUCUUGGCACCCAAGGAAAAGCCAUGUAGCUGUCAGACUGACGUGCGGUCUGCACCUCCUGAAAGGACCGAGCACCACUCCGUACAGCCAUUAGAACAGUCCGUCACUGCUUCAGGAAGACCUCAGAGCUCUUCCAAGCUAACCAGCACAAAAAGGGAUAUAAUGAAGCCUUCUGCGGGACCAUCAAAAGAUUUGGCGUCGUCCCUGGAGGAAAUCAGGGCCACCCGUAAAGGCAUAGUGAAGAACUCGGAGUUCGACUCCGAGCUAGAUGGACAGAUGUCGUGUCCCAAUCAACCCCUCAAGGUGGCCCGGUUCCAGGCCAAGACGUUUAAGCAGAAGACUUGCCAGCAAUCCUGCUGGUGCAUCGGCAGGAAAGGGAAGAGCCAGGAACCACCUGAAGCGAACAGAAAGCAAGCGUUUCAGGCGACAAGGUUUCCCGGCUUCUGUCGGGAGGCCCAUAUGCUGGCUGUGGCCGGGUCGGAGAGCGGCACUGUGGAGAGCCUCAGGCGUCUGCUCAUCUCCUCCUUCCAGGCGGCCAAUCGGGUGCUCACCAUGACGCCCUGGGGAAACUAUGUGGUCUUCAGAGUGCACACCAGCUCCGAAUCGGGAUCGAGAUUUUAUGUCUUCGACGGCUGCACCUGCAACAUUGAUCGCUUCCGCCACUUGGAUCUGUCGUGUGGCACGGCCGGACUGCUGCCAUUUGGCAAAUUGUCGCAAGUCGUUUGCCACAUGAUCGACUCGCGGGAGGUCAAGGCUUUGGAUGCGCUGAGCACUCGUCUGGAGGCACCCUGCAGGAGAUUCAAGCAUCUGUUGACCCGCAAUGCCUAGGACUCCUGCCAGCUGAUAAUUAAGUUUAUAAAUUAUUUACAGCGUAAUACAAAUUUCAAGUGUUUUUAGACAUCUGCCAGGUGCCCAACCAACGACAGGCAGUCAGUUUUUCAAGCAAAAAUUCAAAAAGAGACUGCCGGAGAAUCCAAAAAUAAAAUACACGGCAGAGCGGUUGUCGGAAGCAAUUGGUAGCCCAUUAUCUGUCAAAUCUAUUAAGAAACGAUUCUCUUUUACUUUA
Molecule: messenger RNA, 3294 nt
Organism: Drosophila pseudoobscura
Lineage: Eukaryota; Metazoa; Arthropoda; Insecta; Diptera; Drosophilidae
Gene: ms(3)76Cc
Product: male sterile (3) 76Cc
Exons: 2
Coding region: 72-3056 (994 amino acids)
Source: RefSeq, a predicted model, not a curated record